Molecule: messenger RNA, 972 nt
Organism: Pezoporus flaviventris
Lineage: Eukaryota; Metazoa; Chordata; Aves; Psittaciformes; Psittacidae
Gene: MEOX1
Product: mesenchyme homeobox 1
Exons: 3
Coding region: 158-898 (246 amino acids)
Biological process (GO): positive regulation of transcription by RNA polymerase II
Cellular component (GO): nucleus
Molecular function (GO): RNA polymerase II cis-regulatory region sequence-specific DNA binding; DNA-binding transcription factor activity, RNA polymerase II-specific
Source: RefSeq, a predicted model, not a curated record
CAUUCUGCAGCAGCCUAAAGCCCCCAGCGAACCUGUUGUUUAGGGAUGAGAUCUGUUCUGUAAGGUUUGGAAGAUUUCCCUUUUGCUCCUUUGCUGAUUUUGAAGCCUGAGCUAUAAGCGGUCACCAGCACCGGUGUGGGAACAGGACUGGAAGCACAUGGAUCCCACCAGCAGCAGCUGCAUGCGCGCUCCCCAGCCUCCUGCCCCGCUCUGGGGGUGCCUGCGGAGCACCCACAUGGAUGUGACCCCGGCGUCAGGGCUGAACCACUACCCCCCAGCGUCCUUCUCCUUCCAUCAAAAGUCAGAUUUCGCUGCUUACCCCGAUUUCGCAACCUCCUGCCUGGUCACUGCUCCCCACAGCUUCCCGCACGAGGAGCGGACGUUCGUGGAGCAGCAUCCCUCUUUCCAACACUCUGACUGGCAUUUUGCAGCAACCGAAGCCAGAAGACGACUGAAGCCAGGACUGGCUUCUGGGGAGUCGGAAGGCAGCAGCCCAAAUGUAGUGAGUGCAGCGGUGGGGAUGAGUGAAGAUGAUGAGGUACCAGUAAAUACUACAAAUGAGACUGAGAACAAGGCAUCGAAAAGGAAAAAGGAGAACUCAGACACCCAGAAUUCAAGCAGCAAGGCAGAACCAAGCAGCAAAUCCCGGAAGGAAAGGACAGCUUUCACAAAGGAGCAGCUCCGGGAGCUGGAAGCUGAAUUUGCCCACCAUAACUACUUGACAAGGCUCAGGAGAUACGAGAUUGCUGUGAACCUGGAUCUCACCGAAAGACAAGUCAAAGUAUGGUUUCAAAACAGAAGGAUGAAGUGGAAACGUGUUAAAGGUGGGCAACAAGUGUCCCCACACGAACAUGACACGGAAGAUGCGGACUCUGCUGCCUCCCCCAGCUCUGACUAGUCCUUGCAGCGACGAGAGGGAAGCAUGGAGAAAGACAGUGAUCAGAAAGUGGAUGCAACACUGCUUUGGUUCAG